This is a messenger RNA of Ornithodoros turicata, 2502 nucleotides long. RefSeq lists its product as uncharacterized. The transcript has 2 exons. Gene Ontology annotation, molecular function: nucleic acid binding. Bases 1 to 2502 code for a protein of 833 amino acids. Gene Ontology annotation, biological process: DNA integration. NCBI's taxonomy places the organism in Eukaryota, Metazoa, Arthropoda, Arachnida, Ixodida, Argasidae. The record is from RefSeq and is a predicted model, not a curated record.
AUGAAGGCGGAUUAUCCACUGCCUACGCCAGACGAGGUGAUGAGCAAACUGCAAGGAGGCACGCUCUUUUCCACGUUGGACAUGACACAGGCCUAUCAACAGUUGAGAGUGACAGAGACAACCGCACAGCAGUUGACCAUCAAUACCGUGAAAGGCCUGUACAAAGUCAAGCUGUUACCAUUUGGAAUAGCAGCAGCUCCUGCUAUAUUUCAGAGGUUUGUCGAGAAGCUUCUAGCUGGCAUUGACGGCAUCGCAGUCUACCUAGACGACAUCAUUAUCAGUGGAGCAGACCAACAACAGCACAAUCGACGACUGGAAACAGUACUGGCAAGACUGGAAGAGUCCGGACUGAGACUUAAGAAACCAAAGUGCAAAUCUGCACGCACCGAAGUGGAAUUCUUAGGACAUAAGAUCACAGGUUUGGGCGUGCGGCCGACAGAUGCAAAAAUACGGGCACUACUGAAAGCUCCUGAGCCAACGUCGAAAGAGACCUUACAGUCAUUCCUCGGGAUGUUAGCCUUCUAUGAUCGUUUUUUGAAAGACGGAGCAACUACGGCAGCACCUAUCUAUAAGCUUCUUGCGAAAAACGCAACGUGGAAGUGGACCAGGGAACACAAGACUGCAUUUGACGCGCUCAAGGAACAGAUUUGCCAUGCUCCUGUGCUGGCCCACUACGACCCACACAGACCACUGAUACUAUCAUGCGACGCCUCGCCGUACGGCGUGGGUGCGGUACUGGCGCAAGAAGACAAUGAAGGCAACGAAAGACCUGUCGCUUUCGCAUCCAGGACCUUGGGACCAGCAGAGAGAAAUUACUCUCAACUAGACAAAGAAGGCCUGGCAAUCGUGUAUGCGGUUGUACAUUUCCACAUGUACUUAGCGGGUCGACACGUGCAAAUAUACACUGACCACAAGCCGUUACUCGGGAUCCCCGGAACUACAAAACCUGUGCCACAGUUGACGUCGCCCCGAAUGCUGAGAUGGUGCGUUAAGCCUGCUGCCUAUACCUACGAUCUAAGCUAUCGUCCGGGAAAGCUCAACUCGAAUGCCGACAUUUUGAGCAGGCUGCCGUUGCCGUCUACAGAUGAUGAGCCGUGCCACCAAGCGGAUGUGCUAAUGUUCGAAGCAUUAAGCCGUCCUCCCCUAACUGCAGAAGAAAUCUCGUCAGCAACGCAGAGCGAUCCAGUUCUUUCCGAAGUGUACACCGCUAUUGAAGCAGGGACGUUGUACGAGUUACGAGACGCACAGUUUCGCCAGUUUCGGGCAAGAGUCACGGAAUUUUCCUUCCACAGAGGCUGUAUUCUGCGUGGAUCAAGAGUGGUCAUUCCACAAAGCAAAAAGAAGUCAGGCAAAGCAGGCGUUAGAGUUGGUGCACGCUGGUCACCGUGGCAUCGUGGCUAUGAAAGCCUGUGCUCGGAGUUACAUGUGGUGGUGUGGUAUAGACAACGACAUCGAGGAGAUGGCCAAGACGUGCAUCAGUUGCGGAAGAAUCAGAAGUCUCCCGCGAAGGUGCUACAGCCAGAGUGGACUCGACCCAGCACCCCAUGGCACACCAUUCAUCUAGACUUUGCUGGACCUAUUCGAGGUAUCACAUUCCUAGUAAUAGUGGAUGCCUAUAGCAAGUGGAUGGGGGUCCGGCAAGUGGAAAGUCCAAACUCAGCUACAGUGAUACGAGUGCUCCGCGGCCUCUUUGCGACAUUUGGAAUUCCGCAAAAAGCAGUGUCGGAUAAUGGAACUGCUUUUGUGUCCGAGGAGAUGAAGGAAUUCUACCGGAGAAACGGGGUUAAGUGCGUCACGGCAGCACCUUAUCACCCUGCUACCAAUGGGCAAGCCGAAAGAAUGGUCGGUUAUUUCAAACGGACACUGUCGAAAGCAACAUCGGGAACGCUGGCUACGCAAGUUUCAAGGAUAUUGUUUAAGCAACACACGACGUGUCACGCGACAACAAGGAAGACCCCCGCAAGACUGAUGUUCGGGCGAGAAUUACCCUCGGCUCUGGAUGGUCUCCUACCGAAACGUCACACCAGCCAGCUCGAUAGGCUACCAGAAUCAAGGACACUCCAUGAAGGUGACGUGGUGCUCAUCAGAAACUUCAGCAGCAAGCCAACAUGGGUGCAAGGAGACGUGACCAGAAGAGUGGGUCGCCGUUCGUGGAUGGUGCGCACAGAGGACGGCGAAUGCCGACGUCAUAUCGAUCACAUUAGGCUACUCCGACGUAAGGCACAACUGUUGGACACUGGCACUUCGCCUCUUCUGGCUUGGAACAUAGGCGAUACUGAGGAUCAAGUUACCAGGAACGAGGAAACGUCGUCCGUUCCACCUCCAUUGGAAGGACGGCCUAAGCGACGGUACAGAGAGCUGUUCUGGAAAGCUAGAAGCAAAGCAAAGGAAUCGCACUACCGUUUCAUAUGGGUCAAGAAUGGACGAAUAUUUGUACGGAAGGCUGAGGGAGAAAUGGUUAUUCGGAUUGCGAACGCGGCUGACCUGGAGAACAUCGUGUGA